Messenger RNA from Ananas comosus (pineapple), 1233 nucleotides. Its product is annotated as G-type lectin S-receptor-like serine/threonine-protein kinase RKS1. The record is from RefSeq and is a predicted model, not a curated record. Lineage: Eukaryota; Viridiplantae; Streptophyta; Magnoliopsida; Poales; Bromeliaceae. Gene Ontology annotation, biological process: protein phosphorylation. The transcript is spliced from 7 exons. Bases 1 to 1233 code for a protein of 410 amino acids. Gene Ontology annotation, molecular function: ATP binding; protein kinase activity.
AUGUUAUCAUUACAUAUUUCGUUGAGAUGGCCGAAGAAAAGUAAGCUUUGCAUUAUCGUUACAACUACGUGCCUCCCGGUGCUCCUUUCUUGCUCCCUCUUGUGUCUUGUGUGCAUCAAAAGGCAAAGGCGCGCAGGAAAGGCAAAGUUGCAAAGCACUCGAACAACUUCCACUUUUGAUAUUGAUGAAGUUAUUAAGCUUUGGAAGAGCGAAGAAAGAAGCUCUGAAUUUUCAUUAUUUGAUUUUGAUACCCUAGAAAACUCCACGAACAAUUUUUCUGAUGAAAACAAACUUGGCGAGGGCGGAUUUGGGACUGUCUACAAGGGCCAAUUAUCAGAUAGACUUGAGAUAGCAGUUAAGAGACUCUCUGCACGUUCAGGCCAAGGUCUAGUGGAAUUCAAGAAUGAGAUUCAACUUAUAGCAAAACUUCAACAUCGAAAUCUCGUGAGGCUAUUAGGUUGUUGCAUUCAAGGAGAAGAGAAAAUACUAAUCUACGAAUAUAUGCCGAACAAAAGCUUGGAUUUCUUCCUCUUUGAUCAAACAAGAGGAGGACUAUUAGACUGGCAAAAGCGCUUUACUAUUGUUGAAGGGAUAGCCCAAGGGCUUCUUUAUCUUCACAAGCACUCUAGACUACGAAUUAUCCAUCGAGAUCUAAAGGCGAGUAACAUUCUCUUGGAUUGCAAAAUGAACUCGAAGAUAUCUGAUUUUGGCUUAGCGCGAAUUUUUGGUUCCAACGAAACUCAAGCAAACACAAAUAGGGUUGUUGGCACGUUUGGUUACAUGUCUCCCGAAUAUGCUUCUGAUGGUCUUUUCUCAGUCAAAUCUGAUGUCUUUAGUUUCGGCGUAUUACUUCUCGAGAUCGUAAGCGGAAAGAGAAAUGCUGGUUUUCACCAAUAUGGAAAUCAUCUUCAUCUCCUUGGAUAUGCAUGGGAACUUUGGAAAGAGGGGAAAUGGUUUGAGCUCAUAGAUCAAAAACUAGGUGAUAGUUUUGAAACAUGUGAGAUAUUGAGAUGCAUUCAUGUGGCACUUAUGUGUGUUCAAGAGAACGCCUCGGAUCGACCGACCAUGUCGAAUGUGAUUAUGAUGCUGAGCAGCGAUAGUACGAACCUACCGGACCCAAAACAACCGGCUUACUUCAAUGUGAGAAUCAAGGAUGAAGCAAAGAUAGCGUCUGAUUUUAUCGUGCCUGACACCGUAAAUGAGAUUACUUUUAGCGAUCUAGAAGGCCGAUAA